Spea bombifrons (plains spadefoot toad) is the source of this 936-nucleotide messenger RNA. Its product is annotated as olfactory receptor 10AG1-like. The record is from RefSeq and is a predicted model, not a curated record. The transcript has a single exon. Gene Ontology annotation, molecular function: olfactory receptor activity; G protein-coupled receptor activity. Gene Ontology annotation, biological process: G protein-coupled receptor signaling pathway. Lineage: Eukaryota; Metazoa; Chordata; Amphibia; Anura; Pelobatidae. Gene Ontology annotation, cellular component: membrane. The coding region runs from base 1 to 936 and encodes 311 amino acids.
AUGGAACACGUCAACAGGACAAUGGUUAGAGAAUUUGUCCUACUAGCGUUUUCAGAUACUGAUCAUUUUCAGAUUUUACUAUUCAGUAUAACUCUGUUGACCUAUAUAAUAUGUAUCAUGGGUAAUGCCCUUACCGUCAUCCUUGUAAGGCUAGAACCUUCACUGCACAAGCCAAUGUAUAUUUUUAUUACUACAUUUGCUGUCCUAGAAAUUAUGUUUGUUUCUGUUACAAUUCCAAGACUCUUAGAGAACUUGAUCACACAAAACAAAAGCAUAUCUUUUAUCGGAUGCUUUGUUCAGUUGUAUUCAUUCAAUGCCUUGGGAGAAACAGAAUGUUUCAUCCUUACCAUCAUGGUCUUCGAUCGAUACUUAGCUAUCCAUAAACCUCUACAUUAUUCAUCUAUUAUGACCCGCUCAUUUUGUGUACAGUUGGCCAUUUUCCCAUGGACAAUUGGUUUGUUUCUAUCUUUCAUUGUCACUUUCUUCACGGCCCGCAUGGAGUUUUGUGGCCCCAAUGAAGUCAACCAUUUUUUUUGUGACUUGGCUCCUCUCCAGAACUUGGCUUGCUCUGACGCCUUUGUCAGCAAUGUGGUGACAAGCUCUGCAGCCAUAUUCGCCAUUAUUAUCCCUUUCAGUAUAAUAAUGGGCUUCUACGUCCGUAUUAUAAUAACUGUGUUGAAGAUUAAGAGUUCUGAUGGUAAGAAGAAAGCCUUCUCCACUUGCUCCUCACAUCUCAUUGUGGCCAGUCUAUUCUUCGGGACAGCGUUUAUUGUGUACGUGAGACCUAAAGGCAGCCAGUAUGAUAAAUUCCUUGCUCUCAUAUACACUGUUGUCACACCAUUGCUUAACCCUUUCAUAUAUACUCUGAGAAACAGGGAUGUGAAGGAUGCCUUCUUAAAAACAAUUAGAAGUCUUCUAAAACAAGCUCUGAAAUAG